AAAGAUCCGGGAUUUGCCCCAAUUCGUGAGACAUUAGGUUUUGUUCUUUCACCAAUUCAUUAUCUUUAUAAUCACUCUGUUCAAUUCAACCUUCUCCUCCACCAAUUACCGCCAUGGAUUUCAAGAUUCCGAUCCUCCUCAUCAUAGCUAUGUCAUGCUUUCCCUUUGGGUUCACUUCAUCAUCGCCGCCGGUUUGCAAUCAUGAAUUCGAGCUGUUCCGGUUCGAUUUCUACUCCAAAUGCUCUGCUUCUAUGUAUCCAACGCCUCCUAUUGAGGUAGAUGGAGAUUCACUUGAUAGGUUAAUGGCUUUGAACCAUGAUGGAGAUGCUUUGAUGUCAGUGCUCUUUUAUGCUUCCUGGUGCCCCUUCUCACGUGCUAUGCGCCUUAAGUUUGAUAUGUUGAGUUCCAUGUUCCCUCAGAUACAACAUCUAGCCGUGGAGCAUUCUCAAGCACUACCAUCUGUCUUUUCAAGGUAUGGUAUCCAUAGCCUACCUUCAAUCCUGAUGGCUAAUCAAACUUCAAAGUCACGAUACCAUGGUCCAAAAAAUCUUACAUCCCUGAUUGAGUUUUAUGAGGAAUCAACAGGUCUCAAACCUGUUCAGUAUGUGUCUGAACCGGAACCAUCAACCAGCUUAGACCUUACAGAUGGUAACCUGAUCACAUGGUUACGCAAAGGGACAUCUGUUAGUGAAAUAUUCAAACAAGAUCCAUUCCUGGUGCUGUCUCUACUGUUUGUCUGUUUACAAAUGGCAAUCCUCGUCUUCCCCAUGGCAGAGCCGCGUUUGAAAGCGUUGUGGGCUUCUUAUGUUUCCAAUCUGAAUCUAGAAAGAUUUGGAGAGGUAAGCCAAGUGUUCAGGCGUGCUCUUCACGUGGUAGAUGUGAGGAGGCUGUGGUUGAAACUAACACUCAUCAAAACAAGGAGCUUCCAUGAAAGAGCAAAGAAUGCUCAAGCAUGGGCUUCAUCGCUAGCAUCUGUCUCUCUAGGCCAAACUUCAUCAAGCUAGUCGUUGAUCCCUAAGGCUUUGAGUGUGUUCGAGUUCCCUCUAAUGAAAAGUUUUUUUUCUGACUUUUGAGUUAAUUUGUCUGCAUGAAAGCAUGUAUAUCCAGGAACAGCUUUGUUUAUGUUUUGUGAAUAUUAUUAUCUUUCUCUCUUUUUGGUUUUAUAAAAAGUUGAGAUGUCUGUUUUUAUGCCUCAUUUCUUUUAUUGAAUAAUUUGACUGAGUUGGUUAAAAUUUGUCUGAAUGUUCAGGAAACUUAGUAUUGUAAUGUUUUUGUAUAGCUUUUGACAGUUUUC
Eruca vesicaria subsp. sativa (arugula) is the source of this 1294-nucleotide messenger RNA. The record is from the annotation of a GenBank genome assembly. Lineage: Eukaryota; Viridiplantae; Streptophyta; Magnoliopsida; Brassicales; Brassicaceae.